AUGAAGGAAAUUAUCACCCUCCAGCUGGGUAACCUCAGCAACUACGCUGCCACACACUUCUGGAACGCCCAGGAAUCGUAUUUCACAUAUUCAGGGCAAGAUGAGUCGCCCAUAGACCACAACGUGCACUGGCGCCCGGGCGUUGGGGCAGAUGGCAGCGAAACUUUUCUUCCGCGGACAGUCAUCUACGAUUUGAAAGGAGGCUUCGGCUCCCUAAGGAAGAUCAACGCCCUGUACGAGGCCGGGUCGGCAUCAGACCAUGCAGCGUCAUCCUUGUGGUCAGGGCAGUCCGUCGUCCAGAAGCAGCAACCCAUCGAGCAAUCAGAAUACCAGAAGAACCUCGACGCGGGAGCCGACACGUCACAGCUAACACAGAAUAAGGUCCGCUACUGGUCCGACUUCUCGCGCAUCUACUACCACCCAAAGUCCCUGGUCCAGCUCUACGACUAUGAGCUCAACUCCUCGAUCAGGCCCUUUGAGCGCUACGCGGCUGGCACCGAGCUGUUCGACUCGCUGGACAAGGAGCACGACAUUGUGGACCGGGACAUGCGUCCCUUUGUAGAAGAGUGCGAUCGCAUGCAAGGUAUCCAGGCGCUCGCCACGCUGGACGAUGCCUGGGGUGGCUUCUCCACAAAGUACCUCGAGGCGCUGCGCGACGAGUAUCCAAAGACGUGUAUAUGGCUCUGGGGCCUGCAGAGUCCCAUGCUGGACACGCCCAGGGAGAAGCGCCAGCUGCGCAUGAGCAAUGUCGCGCAGACGUUGGCCAGUACCUGCGCGUCCGCCUCCAUGGUCGUGCCGCUGUCCAUCCCCGAGAGUGGUCUGCCGCAGGGCGUGCACAUUGAUCCACGGUCUCCCUGGAGUACGGGUGCCGCGUUCGCGACGGCCAUCGAGACGGCCACCAUGGAGUCACGCCUGACGGGGAGAAACGACGCCGCACAGAACUCACUGUGGGACAUUGUCGAAACGCUGAACGCGGGCGGCAAUCAGAACAUGGCCAAGCUGCGUAUGCGGGUCGCUUCGUCGGUGGCAGACUUGGAGAAGAGUGACUCUGACAUGGACAUGUUUGGCGUGGGACAGCUGUGCAAGGGGAUGUCGUCGACGCAGAAAACCGGUAGAAGCCGCGUCUUUGGACAAUUGAGUACGCACAGGGGGGCAGCACCAGACGAGGACGUGGUCAAGGGCGAAGACGAGGAUCCUCGUGCUCGCAGACUGGUUGGAGAUCCCGUCUACCGAAGGUUCGAUACGCCACUGAAGUUUCCCAUGCUUGAUAGCUUCCCUGGAAUAUGGCCAGGAGCAGGUAAAGAGACUGCGGUGGACGUACAGACUGUCCUUUCCACAGAGACUUCAAUCGGCCCCCCCAUCAAGACCUUGAAGUCGCUGUCCGCCUGGUCUAUACCGCUAGACGAGCGUGAGACGGUCGCCAACGGUCUUUCUGAGAUUGCAGACGCCUAUCAAGACGACUGGUCAAGCGGGAGUGACGAGGACGAUGACGACGCAUAA
This is a messenger RNA of Emericellopsis atlantica, 1500 nucleotides long. RefSeq names its product tubulin domain-containing protein. The transcript has 4 exons. Gene Ontology annotation, biological process: mitochondrion distribution. Lineage: Eukaryota; Fungi; Ascomycota; Sordariomycetes; Hypocreales; Bionectriaceae. Gene Ontology annotation, cellular component: cytoplasm. The record is from RefSeq and is a predicted model, not a curated record. Bases 1 to 1500 code for a protein of 499 amino acids.